Molecule: messenger RNA, 3102 nt
Organism: Gaeumannomyces tritici R3-111a-1
Lineage: Eukaryota; Fungi; Ascomycota; Sordariomycetes; Magnaporthales; Magnaporthaceae
Exons: 1
Coding region: 756-2261 (501 amino acids)
Source: RefSeq, a predicted model, not a curated record
AGGGUCCAUGCCUGCGCCUCUCCUUGCUUUUCUGGCUGUUUUUUUUUUUUUUUUGCUUCCCUUCUGGUGGCCCAUGCUUUUGAUUUUUCUAUGAUUUCUUCUUCCGACCUCUCCGCAUCCGCUUUUCGCCCCAUGUCGGCCAGACCGCCGCGUCCGGGGGGUUGAAAAGUGACGUGUGGUCUGUCCCUUCAUCCCUCCAAGCCUCGCUUACUCCUUACUCCCACGCUUUCUUGCCCACGUACGCCAGUCCCCAGCCUAGCACGUACGCAAACAACAAGCCCCAACGCCCCCCUUCUCCCUUUCCGUCUGCCCCGGGUAACCCUGUUCUACAUUCCGCACCCAGCAUCAUCUGCCGAUGGGGCCGCAGGGUACGCCGGCACGCCCUGUACACUGCCAGAGACACAGGUGGAGUGGGUGGCCUCGUCCGAGCACAAGGUUUUGCAUGGCAUUCCUCGCCGCCGGCUCAUACAUAACAUACCUACAUGCCUCACACACACGCUCUCGCUCCUCCCGUCUUCGCCUGCAACCUCGCUCGUGUUGUUGACUUGGCAUCAGUCUGUCUGCGUCCAUAUAUCCCUUGGCUCCUGCCCUUCCGCAUCCGAUCCAUCGGCGGGCAUUCUUCAUGAUAUAAUAAUUCGCCACUCCCUCCGCCGCCUCGUCUGGGACAGCGAGGUGGACCAGUCAAUAUUGAUCACUUGCGUGCUUCACUUCUAACACCAUCUUGGACUUUGUCCGCUCCACCCGACUCCGGAACCAUGACCGACCGUCACGUCACCAUGGCGCCGCGACGCCUCGCCAACCUAACGCUCGUCACCAAACACUUCGGCCCUGACGCUGACUUCUCUCGGGCCACCACCCCAGUGCCCAACUACUCGCAUCCAAGGCCCGACUCACGCCUGGCCUGUGUCCAUGCCCGUCCAGAGCGCCUCGUCGGCAGGUCCUCGAUUGGCUCCGACUCGUCACCUCCGGGCAUGGUGUCGGACGAAGAUGAGGACUACGCAUCCGGCGACGACGAGGACCACCAGUACCACCUGUCUCAGUCGCGUCUUUUCGACAGCUUCUGGCAGGAGGGCCCAGUCGAGCCCACCAGGUACCCAGCCCUCUUGGAGUCCCCCGUUUCGCAUCAUCGUUUCGACAAGUUCCCGGUGGCAGAACCGAAGCUCCACGACCACGAUGUCCUAGAAUCGCCGCGCUCAGUCAGGCUGGCACAGGACUCUUGGCCACUGCGGCCAAGCACCGCGCUCAGCACCACCAGACCGGCCCCUAGGUACUCGUUGUUCCCGCAGGCACAAAAAGCCCCUCGCCAGGCUCUGCCCCCACUGCGCGUCGUGUCGCCUUCCCCGUUCCUCCCACCCAUCGCGACCACCUCGGAACUGAGCCUGCCUUUCUUCAGCCCGAGCGAGAGCCCUGUUACCCCUGAGGUCUCACCUUCAGCUGCCGCGCCACCCCCUCGCGGCAUGUCGUUCUCCAAGCCGUGUCCGUUUUCCCCACUGCUUUCGCCUACUGAAAGCCUCCCUGCACCCACCAGCCUGGCACCAUCGCCUCCGACAACUCGACGAUUCCUUCCCUGGGAGAGCUCCAGCACCGAGGACGACUCCCUGAUGACCCGCUCGGUCCCCGCUUCGCCAUUUUGGCCAGAGCACUCCCGUCAUCACAGCAUCCCGCGCCUGCCGUUUCAGACAACCCGUCCUGCAAGUGCAGGACUGCCACAAGACUCGCUUCAGUAUGCUUCCUUCCCGCUUCCCCCGGUGCGAGGCCGUUCUGCCACCUGCCUGGCCUCGAGCCGAGCUCCCACAUACUUGUCGACCACCAACCACGUGUCUGCACCGGCCUCGGCGGCCCCUUCGCCACUGUGCAGCUCCUUCCGUCCGCCCUUGACCACAGGUAUGGGGGCCGGGAGUUUCCCCGGCGAGGACCUCCGGUCCUACUUCGAUCUCGACUCGGAUGACGAAGCCAGCGACAAUAAGAGCAACAAGGGCUCGUCGUCCAAGUUUACUCUGAAGAGCAUUGUUCGCAACCUGCAGCACAAGCGCAGCGUGUCUGACGUUCGUCGCAAAGCUAAGAGCAGCGAGGACGCUAAGGAACACGUCAGGCGCACACGCGCCGCCACCUCUGCCGCCGAAUCCUCUUCGCCACUUCGCAAAGUUUCUGGCCCUUCGCCUCUCACUCUCGCCGAUUUGGACCUCCCACCACCCCCUGCUGACGAGAGGGUGCUCAAAAAGCAAGGUAGUUUUGCCUUUCUCCUUGGACGCCUUGGUUAGCUCUGGCGCAUUCACUUUCUCUCUGCAUGCUUCUCACGAAACCCCACAUAUACGCUCACAUGAUUUUUUACGUUUUAUCACAUGUCUUACGCUCUGGCGAAACGCCUUCACUCGCACUUUUCCUUUCUCCCUGUUUACCCCCAUUGUUUACUUCAUGUUGCCUUACGACAUGAUUCCAUCCCUGAUUUGAGCACGACACGAAGAACUGGUACUGUAUUGGCUGUAUGAGCAUUCCGAUACGAUCCCCGCUAUGCAUAUUACGUUGUAUACUCCCUUGCUAUUUGUCAAGAUAUUCAUGUUGUCUUGUUUUACCUCCUUUUUCUUACUCGUUUCUCUUUAUUUCAUUCUCAUGUUUCUCUACUGUAUAAACAAACCCGACCAAAAAAAAAAAAGCACGAUGGGGGUAUAUCAAAGGCCACGAAGGUGGAUCCCAGGCGGACUCACAGUUGGAUACCAACAAAUUUCCUAUGUUAUUCGGUGCUGAGAGGAGACACGUGUGUGGCGCUCGUCACGAUACGGCCUAAUGCGUUGGGAUGGCUCAGAAGCGAAAUGGCUGACUGAUGGCGAUGAACGAUCUGACGAAGACUAUCUUGGACCUUGCCGUUUUUCUUUCUCUUACCUUUGUCAUUAACCGCUCUCUUCUCUCUUUCUCUUCGACUUCUCCCAUUUACCAUUAAUAAGACAAAGUCUCUGUUUAUUGAUCACGACUUACUCAGAGCCGCCGAUGAGAUGCAAAUUGAACGCGCCACGGCUCGAUCGUGGUAGCCGCGGCGGCCCAGGAAUAGAUCAGCCUAGCUUCGAUGUGCAGUGUGAACAUUAAUAGAUCGUGGCAAAGAGAAAA